Messenger RNA from Durusdinium trenchii, 1332 nucleotides. The record is from the annotation of a GenBank genome assembly. NCBI's taxonomy places the organism in Eukaryota, Dinophyceae, Suessiales, Symbiodiniaceae.
AUGCGGAUUGCUUUGAGCUACCCUGGCCUUGAUAGCGCGGUGUGCCUCGCUGACUGGCUCAAGAGGCAUCUUGCCGACGUAGAAAUGCCGGUCAUUCCCAGAGCAGGACAGUGGCAUGUCUCGUCGCGUUACGAAGUCAAGAACAUAAUCGGAUCUGGCUCCUAUGGCAGUGUUUGUGAGGCGUACGACAAAGAGCGUGAUCAGAAUGUGGCCAUCAAGCGGGUCAAACACAUGUUUGAUGACUUGGUGGACUGCAAGCGCAUCCUGCGGGAAACCGCCAUAAUGACAAGGCUUAGUCAUCCUCACAUUGUUCAGAUCUAUGACAUCAUCGAGCCAUCACACAUGAGAAGUUUCGAUGAGCUGUACAUAGUUAUGGAGCUCUGUGAUUCGGACAUGAAGAAGUUGAUCAAAACCGAUGUUCUUCUCACGCCGCUCCACAUUAAUACUCUACUCUACAACUUGUUGGUGGGGAUGAAGUAUCUACAUUCCGCAGGGAUUUGGCACAGAGAUCUGAAACCAGCAAAUUGCCUGGUAAACCAGGAUUGCUCGGUAAAGAUUUGUGACUUUGGUCUCUCACGCGCCACUUCCUCGGUGCAGCACGCACCAUUGCCCAAUACACCUCGCGGCGAAGAAGAUGCUAGCGAGGUGAGUGGGCCCGUGGUGCCACACACCGCCAAGGCCAAGCGAACCAUGACAAGACAUGUGGUGACUCGUUGGUACAGGGCGCCUGAACUUAUUUUGCUGCAGGACAACUACAAUGAACAGAUUGAUAUGUGGUCAGUUGGUUGCAUCUAUGCUGAGUUGCUGCAAAUGCUGGAGGGAACCCACCAUGAGGACCGUGGUCCUCUUUUCCCAGGGUCUUCAUGCUAUCCACUAUCUCCAGAUCGGAAACAUCGAAAAGACCCACGAUUCCACACGCGUGGGAGCACGGACCAGCUCAAUGUCAUUUUUGAUCUUUUGGGCACUCCAUCAGAGGCCGAGAUAGCUCAACUGCACACUGAGGAGGCUAAGCAGCAUAUCCGAGCGCUGGCAAGACGUGAGCGCAAGGGCGUGCGUAGUCGCUUCCCAGAUGCGCCAGAAGAGUCAAUAGACUUGCUUGAGAAGAUGCUCAAAUUUACUCCAAUCGAGAGAAUUGCCGUUGACGCUGCGCUUGACCACGACCUGUUCAAAGAUAUUCGCGACAAACAGGUCGAGACGGUGGCGCCAGCUCCAGUAAUCUUGGAAUUCGAUAAAGAGCCUGAUCUUGGCGAAGCUGUGCUUCGCAAGGGCUUUGCCGAAGAGAUUGCAAAGUUCCACAAGACCAGCGCGGACCCGAACUGCUGCAUCCUUUGA